AUGGGCAACCUUCAAACAAAAGGUGAUGCAAAAGCCUUGCAGAAAGCAGAGAGUUUUAUUCCAAAUGGCAAACUCCAGGAGGAAGCUGGCUCUGUGAAGAAUGUUGCAGAAAAGUCUGCAGAGACCUCACCUUUGGUGGUGUUUGAAAACAUACAAGCAUGCAGUCUAAAAUGCUUAAGUAUGCUGUUGGAGAGCAUCAGCGGCCUGACAGUAAAUGAUGACUUCACUGUGGAAGUGAUACCUGAAAUAAAUGUUGCUGUAGCUACCUUUAUAAAAAGUAUCGAUACUGAAGAAUUUGUCAAAAAGUGUUCACAAAACAAGAGAGUUAAAGAAUUAAAAAUAACUGCCAGGCUUCUUGAAUUGACCCGGAGUAUCAAGGCUGAAAACAUACCGGCCAGUGUUUCCGCAGACUACAUCUCGGCUUACUUUGAGAGUGUGCAGAAUGGAGGGACGCCUGUGUCAGAUGUCCAGCUCUUCCCUGAGAAGAACUCGGCCAUCAUUACUUUCUGUGAUCACAAAGACCUGAACACUGUCUUGGAAAAGCAGCAUUUACUGGAACAGAAACCGAUUUCUGUGCAUCCAUAUUACCACUCCCUGGGAACAGCUCUCUAUGGAGAAGAAAGACCAACUGUCAAGAUGCCAGACCCCAUUGGGGUGCCACUAGAUCCAUAUGUCUGGCAGUUUUUACAAAAGCAGGCUAAACUGAUCCAAGACAUAAACCAGGAAAUGGCAAUUUGCCAUUGUGAGCUAAAAUGGCCCCAGGUGGUGUGUGCAUACCCAGAAAUUAUGUUGUGCCCAUCAUCGUCUCUCUCCAAACAGAAAAAAACAAUGAUUAAGUUGAUCAAGACAUGGAAGCAAGAUGCUUCAGCUGAGUUCUCGCGUAUCAUGGCACGUUACAUAGCUAUAAAAUGUCAAGUAAAUUCAGUGGAUUGGAAAGAUGUGAAAAACAGACUGGUGGAAGAUGUUGCUUUGAUCAUAACUGAUAUUUCUGAGGAGAUGGUGGUGAUUGCAGGCAACAGAGCAGCAGUGGACAGUGCAGAGAAGGAAGUGAGGAAAUGCAUGGAAAAACCCAUGAAGCAAAGCGAAAGCGAAAAACAAAGCAUAGAAAUUUCUGUGUCAGUGGCCCCAGGGAAGUAUGCUGUCCUGCACAAUGCUGGGCUAGAAAAGAAUAUUCACAAAGAAUAUCCCUGCUUAAAGAUCUUUUAUGAUGACACAAAAAAAACUGUUCAGUUGUGUGGAUUACCUGUGGAAGUAUAUAAAAUCAAAGCUGACUUACUGGAAAAGAUAUUAAAUAUGCCGUGCGCAUCAGUUACUGUUGAUCCCUAUGUUUUCCACUAUCUGCAGCAUGUAGACAAUAAACUAAUGUCAGAGAUAUUAUUCACUAGGAAAAAAAUUAAUGCCUUUUAUAAGCUUGAGGAUGAUACUGUGUUGCUAUUUGGAGAUGCUCACAAAGAUCUUUUAGAAGCAGAAAAGCAAAUAAGGACAGGCUUGCAAUAUAAGUGCAUCAACGUGGAGGACGGUGAGGUCAUUAAAAAGCAUCAGUGGAGCAGUCUACUUGCCUCCUUGCGUAAGAAGUACAGUUCUCCCCAGGAAAAUGUAGUCAUUGAUGAACCUGUUGGAAAAGAAAAUAAAGUGGUUAUUGCUGGCUUUUCUAAGGCUGUCACAGAAGUUUAUCAGAAACUUAAUGAUUUUAUAGAUAGAAACAUACACAUGGAAAAAGUAAUCCUGGCUAAGUCGCUGGUGGCAGUGCAGUUUGUAGAGAAGGAAAAAUCCAGUUUUUGUCUUGAAUUGAAGAAGAAAGGUGUGACAGUAUGUUUUGACAACAAGACACUGUGUAUUUCUCUGAGUGGACCAAGAGCAGAAGUGCCAAAAGCAGCCACCACGUUUGAAAAAAUUCUCUCAUCCCUUUACAUAAAAAGUGUGGCAAUUAAUCAACCAGGUGCGAAAGAGUUCUUCACUGAGAGGAAAGAUUCAUGUGUGUUUGAGGCAAAGCAGAAAUUUAGCUGUUUGAUUAGGCUGGAAGAAGAACAAGAACAACAACAACAGAAGAAUGAAAAAGUUAGCAAUAAAGAGAAAACAAAGCUGUACUACAAGAAAAUGCUGUCAGAUGGAGUUGUAGUAGCAGUGUAUAAAGCUGACUUGUGCACUUAUCCUGUUGAUGUUGUGGUAAAUGCAUCUAAUGAAGAGUUAAAACACAUCGGUGGCCUUGCUGAGGCACUGUUGAAAGCGGCUGGUCCAGAACUGCAACGAGAGUGCGACGAGCUGGUGAGGAAGAACGGGGCUUUGCAGCCUGGGUGCGCAGUUAUCAUGGGCGCUGGGAAACUCCCCUGCAAGAAUGUCAUUCAUGCUGUUGGGCCCAGGUGGAGGAAGGAGGAAGCAGAAAAGUGCGUGUACUUGUUAAGAAAGACAGUGAAGAAAAGUCUACAGCUAGCCGAAACGUACAAUCAUCGUUCCAUAGCUGUGCCUGCUAUAAGUGGAGGGAUUUUUGGCUUUCCACUGGAACUGUGUACGUAUUCGAUUGUAUCCUCCAUCAAGGAGACCUUGGAAGAAUCCAUGGGGGACAGCAGCUUGAAGGAGGUUCAUCUUGUGGAUGAUGCAGAAGAAACAGUUCAGGUUCUGAGUCAGGCGGUAAAAACAGUGUUUACAGCUAAAUCACUCCCCUCAAUACUACUGACGUCACGCUCGAGAAAUGGUAAGCUGAGAGAAAGCCAGGAGAAGAGAAAACAGGAUCUGCAGAUGGUUACGACAAAUGAAGGACUGCGCAUCCGAGUAGAGACGAAAAACAUUCAGGAGGCCACGACGGAUGUUAUUGUCAACAGUGUUGGCGUAGAUCUGAAUUUUGGCACGGGGCCUCUUUGCAAAGCCUUGCUGGCAAAGGCUGGACCAGCGCUCGAAGCAGAGUUUGACAAAGAAAAAGACAGAGAGUUUGCUGAUGAAGGGAGUGUGCUCUGCACCAGUGGAGGUGCUCUGGCCUGCAAGUCUGUGCUUCAUGCCAUAGUUCCCUUGUGGGAUGGAUUAAAAGGACAGACCCUGGAGAUCCUAGAAGAUAUAAUCAAUUCCUGCUUGAAGAAAACUGAAGAACUCGGACUGAAUUCAAUUGCUUUCCCAGCUAUUGGAACUGGAGGCUUUGGAUUUCCUAAAACCCUUGUUUCUGAGUUAAUGUUUGAUGUGGUAUUCAAGUUCAGUAGUAGUCAUGCUCGGAAGACUCUCCAGGAAGUUGUUUUUUUCUUGAGUCCAAAAGAUCUGGAUAAUAUUCAGGCUUUUACCACUGAACUAGAACGUAGGGUAGCUGAAAGUUGCAAUGCUGCAGCACCGUGGUCAAGUUUCAUUAGGCCUGUUUCAACUGAAGCGCUGGGAGUUCAUGAAAUGCAGAUUGGUUCCAUUACACUGCAAGUAAUUAGUGGAGAUAUUACCAAGGAGGAUACAGAGGUUAUUGUAAACUUAACAAACUCGACAUUUGAUGCCACAACAGGGGUCUUCAAAGCAAUUAUGGAUGCUGCUGGUUCCCAGGUAGAAAAAGAAUGUGCUCAGUAUGCUGGGUUGUCUGAAAAUGGCAUGGUUAUUACACAAGGUGGAAAACUGUUGUGCAGGAAAAUCAUGCACUUGAUUAACGGUAACAAUGUGAAGAGUCAGGUCUCCAUUGUGCUUGAAGGGUGUGAGCGAAGGAAGUACAAAUCUGUCGCCUUCCCGGCAAUUGGAACAGGUCAAGCAGGGCAGAGUCCAGCAAAGGUAGCUGAUGACAUGUUGGAUGCUAUAGUGGAAUUUGCAAGCAAAACAUCAGUACAGCAUUUGAAAAAAAUUAAAAUCAUCAUCUUCCAGACAAAUAUACUUAGACACUUUUAUGAAAGCAUGAAGAAAAGAGAAGGUUCAGAUUCAUCCACAACAGCAUUUUUGGGGGGCAGACUCCAAUCCAUUGAGAAGAAAAAGCCUGUGGUUUUGGAGAAGAAAGUUGAUUUAGCCACAUUUCAAAUUUGUGGAGAAAGCAAAAAAAAUGUGGAUGCAACUGAGUCUUGGAUAAAGAGUUUAAUUUUAAAGGAACAGUUUGAAAACAUUAUUUCAGAUGAGCUAAUUGAAAAUUUUGAUGAGAGGCAAAUUGAGACUUUGGCAGAUCUCCAGAGAACGAAGCAUGUUACCAUCCAGCUUGAAAAUAAACAUUCCCCCCAUCACAUUAAAAUUUCUGGUGUUAGCAGGGAUGUCUGUUUUGUUUCUGUGGAAGUUCAAAAAAUGAUCCAAAAAAUUAAGGAUACUGAAGAAGAACGAUCCAAGGCAGAACUUGUUUAUAACCUGGUGGAAUGGAGGUACCAAGGAAGCAAUCAUAGCUUUGUUCCUUUUGAUAAACUGACAAAUAUGCAGCUGGAGGAUGCCAAAAUAGCUAAAAAAACACAUCUCACUGUCAAAAUUAUCAAGAACAACUACAAUGUGGAUCUGAAUACUCUACAGGCUAAUGAUGACCAAGGAAAAACUAUAAAUAUUCAGCGUGUGCCAAAGAAUGAAGAUAAGAAGUCAAUAGAGCUCCCUGCGCAGUGGGAAGACAUGCAAGAGGAACGGGUCAAACUGGUGAAUCUCAAGCCAUCAUGUCGGGAAUAUCAGGAAGUUCAGAACAAAUUUAAGAAAACCUGUCCCAGCUUUGUCAUAGAGAAGAUUGAAAGAAUACAAAAUCCCUUCCUCUGGCAGACAUACCAAAUAAAAAAAAAAUCUCUCUGCACAAAGAACAAAUAUCAAAAUAAUGAGAAGUUGCUAUUUCAUGGGACAGCUGCAUCCUCAUUGAGCACAAUCAACUACAAUGGAUUUAAUCGUGGGUUUGCUGGAAAGAAUGCUGCAGUCAUUGGAAACGGAACAUACUUUGCUGUUGAUGCAAGUUAUUCGGCUCAGAAUACUUAUUCCAGACCGGAUAUGAAUGGCAGGAGAUACAUGUACUUGGCUCGGGUCCUCACCGGCCAGUACUGUGCUGGGAGCAAAGGCCUAAUCACUCCACCACCGAAAGACCCAGCAGAUCCUACUGACCUGUAUGACAGCGUGGUUGAUGAUGUGAAUUCUCCAAAAAUGUUUGUCAUAUUUAAUGAUAUUCAGGCGUAUCCUGAAUACCUUAUUACUUUCAGAAAAUAG
This is a messenger RNA of Charadrius vociferus (killdeer), 5106 nucleotides long. Its product is annotated as poly [ADP-ribose] polymerase 14-like. The transcript has 15 exons. Gene Ontology annotation, cellular component: cytoplasm; nucleus. NCBI's taxonomy places the organism in Eukaryota, Metazoa, Chordata, Aves, Charadriiformes, Charadriidae. Bases 1 to 5106 code for a protein of 1701 amino acids. Gene Ontology annotation, molecular function: transcription corepressor activity; NAD+ poly-ADP-ribosyltransferase activity. The record is from RefSeq and is a predicted model, not a curated record. Gene Ontology annotation, biological process: negative regulation of gene expression.